AUGGGGGUUUUCCUGCGCAGCCAUCUGCACUGGAUAAUGAGACGUGACCCGAUGCAGAAUUCGGCAAAAGUGCUGGUGGCUUUUGAUAUUCAUACUGAAAAAUCCGUGGAGGCACACCAGCUUAGUUUUAAAGACAAUAGGUUUCCAAUGUAUUUGGCCGUCCUAGGAGGGCGUCUUUGCUUUAUUACUUAUCGUGAGCAAGAAGGGGGUGUCCGUGCAUGGAUUAUCAGUGGAUAUGGAUCAGAAGAAUCACGGGAGAGUUUGUUCAGGAUACGUGACUACUUGAUGGAUGGGGUACUUCUCCAGCCAUUGGCUUACUCCCAGAACAGUCGUCAAGUUUUGCUGCUGUACCAUCGGACUCUCGUUUGGUACGAUUUACUUACCCAUGAUGAAAAGCCGUUCCAUAUAAACGGCAUGCCAGGCUUCUUCAAAGUAGCAACUUGUUUCUUCACAGAGUUGCACCUCAAGCGAUUCGUGAUUCUGUGCCUCUUCAGCGUGGAUCCUCCGAGACUCUACUUUAUCGGUUCCCUGACGGACGUGAUGGAGAAAGAGCACCCUCAAGGGUGGCAACGGAUCCGGUUGCUAGGGUCUUGCAAUCGCGUAUUUUACUUUUCUAAAGCGGACGACGGCCACGUUGCUCUAUGGAGACAGGGGAUUUUUGGGUCUUGCCACCUGCAGCCGCUGAGAUACCCCAUGGAUUGGAGAUGGCUCGAAGGGAGCGUGGUGCCGGCGGACCUGCAGCAGCAGCAGCAGCAGCAGCAGGCGGCGAAGAAGAAGGGCCAGCCGCCGCGGAGCUGGAUCCUCCUCGACACGGCGGGGCAGGGGACGGUGCUCGACGUCGACAAGUACGCGAUCAUGCACCGCGUGCAGAUCCACGCGCGGGACCUCCGCAUCCUCGACCCGCUUUUGUCCUACCCCUCCACCAUCCUCGGCCGUGAGAGGGCCAUCGUUCUCAAUUUGGAGCAUAUCAAGGCAAUUAUCACUGCCGAAGAGGUGUUGCUUCGAGACCCAUCAGAUAUAAAUGUUAUACCAGUUGUUGAGGAGCUCCAACGGCGAUUAGCUGUAAAUGCCAUAUGCCAGGGUCAAGAUGAUGCAGAAGAGUACUCUCAUGUACAGAAUGAUGUUGAAGCUGGGGAAGAUGAUGAGUCUCCAUUUGAAUUUCGUGCCUUGGAGGUAGCUUUGGAAGCAAUUUGUAGCUUUCUUGCAGCACGUACUACUGAAUUGGAGACUGCUGCUUAUCCUGCUUUAGACGAGCUCGUCAAAAGUAGGGACGAGCUUGAGCAACUACUAGAUGAUGAUGAUGAUAUGGCUGACUUGUAUUUGUCAAGAAAACAAGUUGGUGCAUCUUCCUAUAAGUGGUUCAGGAGCCCAAAAUUGGUUUCUGUUCCCCUACCAUUGGCUCAAAAAUAUCUCGAGCCAGUAGGGCGAGUGUGGCAACAGUUCGUGGAACGAAGAUGA
Molecule: messenger RNA, 1458 nt
Organism: Eucalyptus grandis
Lineage: Eukaryota; Viridiplantae; Streptophyta; Magnoliopsida; Myrtales; Myrtaceae
Exons: 6
Coding region: 1-1458 (485 amino acids)
Biological process (GO): magnesium ion transport
Molecular function (GO): magnesium ion transmembrane transporter activity
Source: RefSeq, a predicted model, not a curated record